CCUUGACCUACGUAUGAAAUCGUAUUUACUUGAACUAGUUAAUAUCCUGUUUUCCCGAAUUCCAUGGUGGCGUCCUCAUGUGGAUUGGCUACUAUAAAACCAGAAAAGUCCCGUUAAAGCCUAGGUCAUGUAGAAGACUGCUGGCAACAGCGAAUCCCGUUGAGCUGUGGUGGUAUAACUUGCGGAUCGCUAUUCUUAUGGAUCUGUACCUAGAACUGCUAGGCACAAUUAACGCGGUGAGCUGGUCGAGGGGCCAAACGAUCCUUGCUCUGUGUUAGGUUGCCUCAGUCCAGGCUUCUCAUCCCUAUUGGGCAUGUAGCAUUGGGGUGGGAAUAAAUAAUCCUUGGAAACAAUUAAUAUUCGCUAGGGAAUAGAAGAUCAAAUGCAUAGUUACAUGUGAGGUAGGUAUUAAAAAGAGAUGACUUGCAACUCUCUUUAAAGUCUUCAAUCACACAUUCUUUUUUCUGGUCAACAUUCCAGCUCUUCCUCUUACUCAGUAAGGAGUUAAAUCCUUUGAGUUUAUCUAGGACCUAAGCUUGCCUGCUACUCCCCUUCAUUAUGGGGCAAUCAUCGAGCAGCACGAGUUCGCUAUCCGACUGCUUAAAUGCAGUUUGCAACGGCCGCGAUAGUUGCGUCGCGUACCCGAGCACUCCCCUCUAUCAACUAUCCUGGGUCAAACGGUACAACUUGGAUAUUCCAGUCGAACCUAUCGCCGUGACACGACCCCAGACAGCCCAGGAUGUAUCGGAUUUUGUUAAAUGCGCCGUUGCGAACAACGUCAAAGUGCAACCCAAGUCCGGUGGUCACUCCUAUGCAAACUUUGGCGUGGGCGGUCAGGAUGGCGAACUCGUCAUUGACCUAGUCAACAUGCAGGAUUUCUCUAUGGACACUAAUACGUGGCGGGCUGCGAUCGGCGGAGGCACCAAGCUUUCCGACGUCACGAACAAGCUCCACGACAACGGCAACCGAGCCAUCUCCCACGGAACCUGUCCCGGUGUUGGCAUCGGCGGCCAUGCCACGAUUGGUGGACUCGGCCCUACGUCGCGCAUGUGGGGAUCCUGCCUCGAUCAUGUCGUAGAAGUCGAAGUAGUCACUGCGGAUGGCUCUAUCAAGCGGGCUAGCGAGACUGAAAAUAAGGAUCUUUUCUUCGCCUUGAAGGGUGCUGGCGCAGGCUUCGGGGUCAUCACGGAAUUUGUGAUGAGAACCCACCCCGAGCCGGGCGACGUGGUGCAAUACUCGUUCUCGGUCACCUUCGACAGCCACAAGGACCUGAUCCCCAUCUUCCAGCAGUGGCAGGACCUGAUCUCCGACCCGAACCUCGACCGGCGGUUCGGCACCGAGUUCGUCAUGCACGAGCUCGGCGUCAUCAUCACCGCGACCUUCUACGGCACCGAGGACGAGUGGAAAGCCACCGGCAUCCCCGACAAGAUCCCCGCGGGCAACACGUCCGUCGUCGUCAACGACUGGCUCGCCGUCAUCGCGCAGCAGGCCGAGGACGCCGCGCUGUGGCUGUCAGACAUCCGGUCGUCGUUCACGGCGCGCAGCGUCGCCUUCCGCGCCGACGAGCUGCUGACGCCCGACACCGUCUCGUCGCUCAUGAACUACAUCGACGACGCGAAGCGCGGCACGCUGCUGUGGUUCCUCAUCUUCGACGCCACCGGCGGCGCCAUCAGCGACGUCCCCAUGAACGCCACCGCCUACUCGCACCGCGACAAGAUCAUGUUCUGCCAGGGCUACGGCAUCGGCAUCCCCGUGCUGACGGACGACACGCGCGCGUUCUUGAACGGGAUCAUCGACACCAUCCAGAGCAGCGCGCCGCAGGCGCUGACGACGUAUCCGGGCUAUGUGGAUCCGAGCCUGGUGAACGCGCAGGCGUCGUAUUGGGGCCCGAAUCUGAACGCCCUCGGCCAGGUCAAGAGCAAGUGGGAUCCGAGUGAUCUGUUCCACAACCCGCAGAGCGUGCGGCCGGGGCAGACGGUGCAAGGCUGAGGAAGGACGGAAGGGUGUGAUGGAGAUGAGGAAUGUUGUUGGCCGUGAUUGAUACCCCCAUACCCC
Molecule: messenger RNA, 2055 nt
Organism: Hypoxylon fragiforme
Lineage: Eukaryota; Fungi; Ascomycota; Sordariomycetes; Xylariales; Hypoxylaceae
Product: Glucooligosaccharide oxidase
Exons: 6
Coding region: 559-1989 (476 amino acids)
Molecular function (GO): FAD binding; oxidoreductase activity
Source: RefSeq, a predicted model, not a curated record